UGAUUGUAAACAAAUUUUGUGAUUUCGCGUGUUCAGUUUGUUAUUUUCUUAUUAAUUGAAGAUUGCGUAACAUAUUACUAAAAAACUGUUUAAAUAUUAAGAAAUAUUACAAGAUGCUGCGUAAAUCCGUACUACAACAGAUUCGCUGUGCGCACAGUACUGUGUCAGCCAGCGCACGACCAUAUUGGAAGAAGAAUCCUCAUUUAGACCAGAUAAUUCGAGUAGACCAUGCAGGCGAGCUGGGCGCGGACCGUAUCUACGCUGGUCAGAUGGCAGUGCUCGGUAGCACCGCGGAAGGUCCACUCAUACAACACAUGUGGGACCAGGAGAAGAAGCAUCGCGCCAAGUUUGAGGAGCUAAUCAAUGAGUACAGAGUCCGACCCACGGCGCUUACACCUAUAUGGAAUGUCGCUGGCUUCGUGUUAGGCGCUGGCUCAGCGCUCUUAGGCAAAGAAGCGGCGAUGGCUUGCACAGUUGCCGUAGAAACCGUGAUAGUAGACCAUUAUAACGACCAGCUCCGAACGUUAAUGGAGGACCCUAACAUCGACAAGGAGAUCUUGCAGACUAUUACCAAGUUCCGUGAUGAGGAGCAGGAACACCAUGACACAGGGAUCGACCAUGGAGCUGAACAAGCACCCUUCUACAAAGCCUUGACUGAAGUUAUAAAGGCUGGAUGUAAAUGCGCCAUUGCUAUUUCGAAAAAGGUUUAGACUAAAGAGGUUUUUGACAUUUAAAGAUGGCGGCGGUGAAGUGGCUCUUGUUUACGUCAAAUCGUGAUACUGGCCGAAAAUACGCAAGUGAGUAAAAUUGAACUCACCAAGUAGUUUUGUUGCAAAGUAAUGGUCAUAAGGUCAUAAAUUAUAGUCUGUUGAUAUGAA
Molecule: messenger RNA, 878 nt
Organism: Spodoptera litura
Lineage: Eukaryota; Metazoa; Arthropoda; Insecta; Lepidoptera; Noctuidae
Gene: Coq7
Product: ubiquinone biosynthesis protein COQ7, mitochondrial
Biological process (GO): regulation of gene expression; regulation of reactive oxygen species metabolic process; ubiquinone biosynthetic process
Cellular component (GO): mitochondrial inner membrane; nucleus
Molecular function (GO): 3-demethoxyubiquinol 3-hydroxylase activity
Source: RefSeq, a predicted model, not a curated record